Cryphonectria parasitica EP155 is the source of this 1629-nucleotide messenger RNA. RefSeq lists its product as uncharacterized. Gene Ontology annotation, molecular function: amino acid transmembrane transporter activity. Gene Ontology annotation, cellular component: endoplasmic reticulum. NCBI's taxonomy places the organism in Eukaryota, Fungi, Ascomycota, Sordariomycetes, Diaporthales, Cryphonectriaceae. The coding region runs from base 1 to 1629 and encodes 542 amino acids. The transcript is spliced from 4 exons. The record is from RefSeq and is a predicted model, not a curated record. Gene Ontology annotation, biological process: amino acid transmembrane transport.
AUGAACGGGAGGGGGAUCAAGUCCGCCGUCAGGACACCCUCGACGACGGGAGGAGAACCGCCAGCAACAGCAUUCUCCUCGAACCCCCAAGACCGCACGCCGCGGACGCCCCAGCGGGUACGCUUCGACCCGAACCCGACGAUCCUGCACGGUCUCACGCCCAACGGCACGGCAACGACGACGAGCUUCGACACGAUGCGGACGAGUGAGGAGCGCGACAGCAUCGAUGGCCUCGACUUUGAGCUCGACGACGACUACCACGAUGACGAUGACUAUAACGACCACGGGGCUGGACAGCACAGGCGGCCCCUGCUCACGGGGAUCGAGGCGCCGUCGGUGGCGCUGGCCAACAGCCCUUGGGCGGGCGAGUUCGAGGACGUGCACAGCUGGGCCGAGUCGGAGAGGCAGCGGCCCAAGUCGGGCCUGCGCAGCGCCUUCAUGAACAUGGCCAACAGCAUCAUCGGCGCGGGCAUCAUCGGGCAACCGUAUGCGUUCCGGCAGGCCGGCCUGCUGUCCGGCAUCAUUCUGCUGAUCGGGCUCACCGUCGUCGUUGACUGGACCAUCUGCCUGAUUGUGGUGAACAGCAAGCUGUCGGGCGCCAACAGCUUCCAGGGCACCGUCGAGAAGUGCUUCGGCCGGAGCGGGCUCAUCGCCAUCAGCCUUGCUCAGUGGCUGUUUGCAUUUGGCGGCAUGGUUGCAUUUGGUGUGGUCGUGGGCGAUACCAUACCGCAUGUCCUGGCAGCGAUCUGGCCUGGCCUGAGGGACGUGCCGGUCUUGGGGCUCUUGACCGACAGGAGGGCGGCCAUCGUGGUGUUUGUUUUGGGCGUCAGCUUUCCCCUGACGCUGUACAGAGAUAUUGCAAAGCUCGCAAAAGCUAGCACGCUCGCCCUGAUCAGCAUGAUGAUCAUUCUAGUCACGGUGAUGGUUCAGGGCAUCUUGACACCCUCGGCGGAACGCGGAUCGUUCAGCACACCACUCCUCACCAUCAACUCGGGCAUCUUUCAGGCGAUCGGUGUGAUAUCGUUUGCCUUCGUGUGCCACCACAACUCGCUCCUAAUCUACGGAUCCCUCAAGACGCCCACCAUCGACCGCUUCAGCAGGGUGACACACUUCUCGACAGGCGUGUCCAUGCUGGCCUGCAUGCUCAUCGCGCUCGCGGGGUUCCUCACCUUUGGUGACCGGACCCUCGGCAACGUCCUCAACAACUUUCCCGCCGACAACGUCAUGGUGAACCUGGCGCGGCUCUGCUUCGGCCUCAACAUGCUCACCACGCUCCCGCUCGAGGCCUUUGUGUGCCGCGAGGUCAUGCUCAACUACUAUUUCCCCGGGGAGCCCUUCAACAUGAACAUGCAUCUCAUCCUCAGCACCAGCCUGGUCGUCAGCGCCAUGGUCCUGAGCCUGGCCACGUGCGACCUCGGAUCCGUCUUUGAGCUCGUCGGCGCCACGAGCGCGUGCGCCAUGGCCUAUAUACUACCGCCCUUGUGUUACAUCAAGCUGACGAGUCGGUCGUGGAAGACGUAUGUGGCCAUGGCGAUCGUGGCUUUUGGGUGUUGUGUCAUGGUCAUCAGUACAUUUCAGGCUGUGGGAAAGAUGAUAAAAGGUGAGGGAGGAGUUACUCAGUGCAUGUAA